AUGCGUGUGUUUAACUACGCAUCACAACCUUCAUGGAUGGGCCUGCUGGCUGCAGCUCUACUGGGCACUUCAACUGUGCAAGCGGUAGAGCUAGAUGUUGAGGAUGGGGAUUCUAUCAGGAAGGCAGCCAAAAAUGUCGCCACCAACAUGAUGAGUUACUACACUGGUAUGAAUCCUGGUGACACCCCAGGUAAUUUGCCGGAUCCUUACUACUGGUGGGAGGCCGGUGCAAUGUUCAACUCUCUUAUCGAUUACUGGUUCUACACGGGUGAUGAUACUUGGAAUGACAUCACAAUACAAGCUAUGCUCUGGCAGGCUGGAGAGAACAAAGCAUUCAUGCCGGCCAACCAGAGUAAAACCGAAGGAAAUGACGACCAAGUCUUUUGGGCCUUCGCUGCUAUGACCGCAGCGGAGCGAAAUUUCCCAAAUCCACCAGAAGAUAAACCCCAGUGGCUUGAAAUGGCUCAGGCUGUCUUCAACACUCAGGUUCCCCGGUGGGACACUUCUUCGUGCGGUGGUGGCUUGCGUUGGCAGAUCUUUACGUGGAACAAUGGCUACAACUAUAAGAACACCAUCUCCAGUGGCGGAUUCUUUAAUCUUGCUUCUCGCCUGGCAAAAUACACCAACAAUCAAACGUACCAGGAUUGGGCUGAAAAGGCCUGGGACUGGACUGUCGAUGUUGGAUUCAUGACCCCGGAGUAUCACUUCUUGGAUGGAGCUAGCUGCCUCACUGAGUGCAAGCCAAUCAACCAAAUUGAAUGGACUUACAACGCUGGAACCGAAGAUCCCAAAUGGAAGGACGCACCCAGAAGAUCAUUGAUGCUUCUGGUGUUUUUCUUCUCUCACGACCCACCUAACGUGAUGUACGAGCGAGCCUGCGAGAGCGUUAAUACUUGCAUGGUAGACCAGCGGUCUUUCAAGGGUUAUUUUUCCCGCUGGAUGGCUCAAACUGCCCAGAUGGCCCCUUUCACAUACGACACAGUCAUGAAACGGCUGAAGGCCUCUGCUAAGGCAGCCGCCAAGACCUGUACCGGUGGUGUCAAUAAGAACGUAUGCGGCCUCAAGUGGACAGAGCAAAAGUGGGAUAAGACGAAAGACUUCGGUCAGCAGAUGGCUGCACUUGAAGUCAUUCAAGCCAAUCUGAUCACGCGUGUGGCUGCCCCGGUCACUAAGGAUGACGGUGGGACGAGUAAAGGGGACCCCAAUGCAGGUGGUGAGCCCCAAAAAGAAAUUCCGCCCGCUCUCGCCUACGACAUAACUACGGGCGACAGGGCUGGUGCAGGUAUCUUGACCGUGCUGUUUUUGAUUGGCAUUGGCGGUUCGACGGGAUGGCUGAUUUGGGAUUGA
Molecule: messenger RNA, 1347 nt
Organism: Penicillium mononematosum
Lineage: Eukaryota; Fungi; Ascomycota; Eurotiomycetes; Eurotiales; Aspergillaceae
Product: glycoside hydrolase family 76 protein
Exons: 3
Coding region: 1-1347 (448 amino acids)
Biological process (GO): carbohydrate catabolic process; fungal-type cell wall biogenesis
Molecular function (GO): mannan endo-1,6-alpha-mannosidase activity
Source: RefSeq, a predicted model, not a curated record